Molecule: messenger RNA, 1708 nt
Organism: Manihot esculenta (cassava)
Lineage: Eukaryota; Viridiplantae; Streptophyta; Magnoliopsida; Malpighiales; Euphorbiaceae
Product: adenylyltransferase and sulfurtransferase MOCS3
Exons: 11
Coding region: 104-1507 (467 amino acids)
Biological process (GO): tRNA wobble position uridine thiolation
Cellular component (GO): cytosol; cytoplasm
Molecular function (GO): adenylyltransferase activity; URM1 activating enzyme activity; thiosulfate-cyanide sulfurtransferase activity
Source: RefSeq, a predicted model, not a curated record
UCAGCUAACUCAACACUAAAGUAGGGUUUCUCUGGGCUUUCCCGUUAUUCUGUUUACCACUCAGCUUCAUUCUCUGCGAGGCCAAACCCAAGCAACCGUUUCAAUGGAGUCAAAUGGAGGUGACGCUGGUCGGAUCCUCGCCGAAAUUCAAAGCUUGAAGGCUUCUAAGACUGACUUAGAUAAUCGAAUUGCGGCUCUUGAAUCUCAGCUUCGUCUCUUGAAUUUCCAUAACGAUACUGUCUCCUCUAACGGUUCUUGUCCUUCAAUUUCCAAUCCUGAUUUUGCUUUCGGCCACGAUUUAUCUCCUGAUAUGAUUUACCGUUACAGUCGUCAUCUCUUGCUUCCUGCUUUUGGAGUUCAAGGGCAGUCGAAUCUCUUGAAGUCUUCUAUUUUAGUUGUUGGAGCUGGUGGCUUAGGCUCGCCUGCUCUGUUAUAUCUGGCGGCUUGUGGUGUUGGCCGAUUGGGUAUAGUUGACCAUGAUGUUGUUGAGUUAAAUAAUAUGCACAGGCAGGUUAUACAUACUGAAGCAUUUAUCGGUCAGCCAAAAGUGAAAUCUGCAGCUGCUGCCUGUCGUUCGAUCAACUCCUCCAUUCUGAUUGUGGAACACCAAGAAGCUCUGCGUACAUACAAUGCCUUGGAAAUUUUUAGCCAAUAUGACAUAAUUGUAGAUGCAACAGAUAAUGCUCCAAGCCGUUACAUGAUCAGUGAUUGCUGUGUGCUGUUGGGGAAGCCUCUUGUAUCAGGUGCUGCAUUGGGAUUGGAAGGGCAGCUCACUGUCUAUAAUUACAAAGGAGGUCCAUGCUAUCGGUGUCUUUUUCCAACCCCACCUCCUACAACAGCAUGCCAAAGAUGUGCCGAUAGUGGAGUUCUAGGAGUUGUUCCUGGUGUCAUUGGUUGUCUCCAAGCACUUGAGGCCAUUAAAAUUGCAAGUGGCAUAGGUGAACCACUGUCAGGACGGAUGGUUCUAUUUGAUGCGUUGUCAGCACGAAUUCGAAUUGUCAAAAUUAGAGGCAGGUCAUUACAAUGUGAAGUUUGUGGAGAAAAUGCAGCAUUAACUCAGCAGCAAUUUAAAGAUUUUGAUUAUGAGAAGUUCACUCAGUCUCCUUUGGCUACAGCUCCAUUGAAAUUGAACCUGCUUCCAGCAGAUUCCAGAAUAGACAGUGGAGAGUUCAAUGAGAAAAUUGUUAAAGGAGAACCACAUGUGUUGGUAGAUGUACGCCCUGCCCACCACUUUAAGAUUGUCUCUCUUCCCAAUGCGUUGAACAUCCCGCUAUCAAGUUUGGAGGGUCAGUUGCCUGAAAUCUCAUCAGCUCUGAAGGAAGAGAGAGAGCGUAGGGGUAUCGAAUCAGAGUCCGGUGUGAGCCUGUAUGUUGUAUGUAGAAGAGGUAAUGAUUCACAGAGGGCUGUUCAAUUAUUACACAAGAAGGGCUUUAGUUCAGCCAGGGAUAUAAUUGGCGGCUUGGAGGCCUGGGCAAAUGAUGUAGAUCCAAAUUUCCCUACAUACUAAAAAUUGAACAAGACAUUAUUUCUGUGAAAUUAUUAUCAAGUUCCUUUUGUAUUAUUGUACCACUUUUCUACCAAUUGUGAAACAAGAACAGGAAAGACCUGUUGAAGCAUACAUCUCUGUUUUCACAAUGUCUAGAUAUUUUGAUGUUGACAAUGGGUUGCUUCUUGAACAGUAAAGUGGUUGGAUUUGUUGGAGGCUCAA